AUGAUGUCAAAUCUGACCAUGGUAGAUUCAAACUAUAUGAAUUGCAUAAGAAGGUCGAUUUGGAAUGAGAAAGCUUCUAAUCCAAAUUUGAUUGAGAUGGAAUUGAAAUCUCACAAAGCUACGAUUAAUGAAAAUGCAUCCACAAUCUUCUCUAGAUUGGUUGAAAAUGAAUCCAGCACAACAGUUUCUAUGAAAUGUUUUAAGUCCCAACCUGAAAUCAAUUUUCAAAUGAGAUCCUUGAUUUUUGAUUUCAUCAUGUGCUGUCACAUCAGAUUGAAACUUUCAACACCAACUCUUUUCCUAUGUUUUAAUAUUAUCGAUAGAUAUUGUUCUAAAAUCAUCGUCAAGUCUUCUACUUACCAACUUUUAGGUUUAUGUUCUCUAUGGUUGGCAUCUAAAUACACGGACAAAAAGCAAAAAAUUCCUUCAUUACCUACUUUACAAAGCUUAUGUUGCAACCAAUAUACCAAAGAGCAAUUCAAGGAAAUGGAACUUCACAUUUGUCAGAGUCUCAACUGGACAAUGUGUCACGGACCCAGUUUGGAUUCUUUCUUGGAUAUCUUGGUAAGGGGAAAUACGUUCCAAAACAACGAAACAGAUUGUUCUGCCAUGAAACUUGGAGCGUUGAUACUAUGCCAGCUUUGUUGCUUCAACCCAACCCUCUCAUUCACUAACUCUUCUAGCUCCAUUGCUCUGGCGUGCUUAUCUAUCACGAAAUAUGCACUAUUGUCCUCCAAGUUUAAUACCUUUGUUAACUUCGAAACAAUGAUGUCCAAUGACAAACCAGACCCGAAACUAAUCAAUCUAAUGAAGUCCAUAUUGGAAGUAAUCAACGUUGCUGAUAUUCCAUCUAGUUUCAAGCUUAGGUAUUAUGUCAACGAUGUUCAGCAUCCAAUUUUGAAGUGUCUAUUCUCCUAUAAGACAUAUUGGAAAGAUCACUUGUCAAGAAUUGAAUAUUCUACAUUGAUGUCCCCAUUGGUACCGGAUUACAAUCAUAAAGAUCGUCUGUCCCCAAAAUCACUCCAAAUGGAUUCAAUGAGAUGGAUGCAAAUCCCCCCUACUCCUACGACUACUCCCUCCACACCGACAUUGGCCAAAUCCUCCAGGCCGUCAUUACCAACAUCAUCGUCACAUCACCCGAGCGGAUCGUUCAGAAGACAUUUCAAGAGAGAUUCAUCAACCAUGGAUAUCGAUUUCUUCGAACAAGAGCCCAUCCAGCAUGUCAAAAGAGGGAAAGUUGGAGAAUGUUAA
Molecule: messenger RNA, 1251 nt
Organism: Kluyveromyces lactis
Lineage: Eukaryota; Fungi; Ascomycota; Saccharomycetes; Saccharomycetales; Saccharomycetaceae
Gene: CLN3
Product: cyclin CLN3
Exons: 1
Coding region: 1-1251 (416 amino acids)
Biological process (GO): regulation of cyclin-dependent protein serine/threonine kinase activity; mitotic cell cycle phase transition
Cellular component (GO): nucleus; cyclin-dependent protein kinase holoenzyme complex; cytoplasm
Molecular function (GO): cyclin-dependent protein serine/threonine kinase regulator activity
Source: RefSeq, a predicted model, not a curated record